Messenger RNA from Heterobasidion irregulare TC 32-1, 1520 nucleotides. RefSeq lists its product as uncharacterized. The record is from RefSeq and is a predicted model, not a curated record. The transcript is spliced from 15 exons. Lineage: Eukaryota; Fungi; Basidiomycota; Agaricomycetes; Russulales; Bondarzewiaceae. Bases 155 to 1174 code for a protein of 339 amino acids.
CGCUUUCGUCGCUCUUUCUCGUCUCUCUUCGGGUCAACUUGCGUCAGGCAGCCGCUGUGCGGACAACUUGUCGUCGAAAGAGGCUCAAUUUGCGAGCUUACCUUCCAAACCCCUCCCUCCCUUCACCCCCCUCCCCCAUUGAGGAUCAUAAGUCAUGAAUGUCGGAGGAAGUUGGGGUUUCAUCAUGGUGGGCAUGAUGCUGAACCUGAUCUUGUACGGGUUCAUGUUCAUGCAAUGCUACAUCUACCUGUCUGCGUUCAAAAAAGAUGCACUCUGGAUCAAAUUAUUUGUGCUCUUCCUGUUCGUCGCGGACACGCUGAACACCGGUUUCACUGCCGGGAUUAUUUACGAGUACUUCAUCACCCACUACGGUGACUUUACCUACCUCUCCAAGGCGACGUGGCUAUUCUGCACAGAUCCUGCAAUGACGGGCAUCAUCUCGUGCUCCGUGCAAGUUUUCUUCGCCUACCGCGUAAAGCGUCUCACAGGGUCAAGAUGGGCCACUGCAUUCAUCGGCUUCUUUGCCGGUGCAUCCUGCUGUGGCGCACUCGGCACUGCAAUCGCAGUCAACUGGUGGCGGGAGUUCGUCAAUUUCCAAAAGUUCCAGGUGGUCGUCAUCAUCUGGCUCGUCUGCGCGGCCGUCGCCGACGUCCUCAUCACCGCCACGCUCGUGUGGUACUUGAGGGGGAAGCGCACGGGCUUCGUUGCCACUGACGACAUCAUCGACCGCAUCACCCGACUGACUGUCCAGACCGGCGCGCUCACCGCGCUCUUCGCGGUCGUCGACGUCAUCCUCUUCAUCGCCAGUGCAAGUGUUCAUCCUUUCUUCCUCCCACUGCACUUGCUCUUCAAUUUCCCGCUCGCGAAGCUGUACACGAACAGCCUGAUGUCAAACCUCAACUCACGUGCCGCAUGGGAGAGCAGCAAUUCGAAAUUCGGCUCGUCCGAAAGCGACCAUGGCCGACCGUCCGCAAACCGUCGCAAGCCUGGGCCGAACGUCGUCCUCAUCACCAAGGACGUGACCUCCAUGACCGACGGCCCACAAUCGUUCACGCCCUUCUCAGGCUAUAACGCACAGCAGGACCAGGAGCACGAGCACGAGCUGGACGUGAUGAAGACGCCGGGCAACAACAAAGGAAUAACGCCGCCCAACGGGAACGACACCUUUGUCUGAGCGCACUGCUAGCGUCGCCUCUCUUGUUAUCCUUGCUGACAAGGCGGGAAAUGGGCAGGGGUGGGGUGCGAUUGGCAUUCCUGGGCGCAGAAAUGUCUACACCCUCCCUGUGCAGUGGCAGUAGCGGUGCUUCCUCAGCGCAUGCGUGUAUGCGUGUUGGUCUUCGUGUGCGUUGCGUUGUCGUGCCGUGUAAUAGGGCAGCUGAUAGGAUGUGUUCUCCUGCGCCCAUUAUGAUCUAACUUAUCUCGGGUACGCCAGCAGCGUACUCGUCUGCUUAUUGUAAAACCUCCUUCUCUUCCUAUCAGCUACUGUCGAGAUGUGAAUACAUGCAUUAUACCAAAAUCUC